AUGGACAGAAGCAUUGAUUCGUUGGAUCCACGGCCUGAGAAAGACGUCAGGGAGAAGGUGCAGCAGGAUGCAGUCAAGCCAGAUGUGGUGGAAAGGGUUGCGGGAGAGGGAAUUGACCCGGCACAGGUGCAGCCGGUGGACACGGAGGAGCCGGCGGACAAGCUGGAGCGGGGGAAGCUUGCGACGGGGCCGGAGAACGGGGGCGGGAGCGCAGGAAGCAUCGUGCAGGCGAAGAACGCCACUGCGGAGCUAGACUACGACGCCAACCUGGAGAAGUUCUUGGAAGCGGCUCCGGAGAGCUUGGAUUACAUCACGGGCUACAACACGUUUGAGAUCGAGGACUUGUCGGGAAUGCUUGUCGAGCGGGAGAGGUUCAAGGGCCCGCAGUUCCGGAUCGGAGAUUACGUCUUCAACUUGAUCCUAGUGUGCCAGAAGAGAUCCCACUUUUUCUUCUCGGUCUAUCUCGAGGGCCAUCCGGUCGACGAGAAGGAAGACAGCGUCUGGUCGUUCCCCGUGCAGUUUGCCUUCGACGCAUGGGAUCCGGAGACCCCGUCCGUACACAAGCACAACAACACCCGGUUCAGAUACAACCAGCGCGUGACGGACUGGGGGUUUGUCCAGUUUCUCGACUCGAAGUCCGCCACGGACUCCCACUUCUUCAAAAACAACAAGCUGAACAUCACCGUCUACGUGAGGGUGAUCGACGACUACACAAACGUGCUAUACUCGGACUUCAGAGACUACGACUCGAAAAAGUACACCGGCUACGUCGGGAUUGAAAACCAGGGGGCAACAUGUUACCUCAACUCACUAUUGCAGUCGUAUUUCUUCACAAAGUCGUUCCGGAAGAAGGUGUAUCAAAUUCCAACCGAAGAUGAGAUCACGUUUGAUCUGGAGAGCUACGAAGAGUUCAAGAGACAACCGAAAACCGUCUCGUUGGCCCUUCAGAGGAUCUUUUACAAAUUGCAAACGUCCGACGUCGCUAUAAAUUCGUUGGAGUUGACACACUCCUUUGGCUGGACCACGGCAGAUGCAUUUACCCAACACGAUGUGCAGGAACUGAACCGUAUACUGAUGGACCGUCUUGAAACAAAGAUGAAGGGAACAGAAAUCGACGGUUGUUUAAAUGAUAUAUUUGUCGGGAAAAUGAGCAGUUUCAUCCGUUGUAUCAACGUCGACUACGAAAGUAGUAGAACGGAAGAUUUCUGGGAUAUCCAGUUGAACGUCAAGGGAUUGAAGAACAUCCAGGAGUCUUUUGAAAACUACGUCGAGUUGGAAUUACUGGAUGGGGACAAUAAGUACGAUGCUUCCGGAUUUGGUUUGCAAGAUGCCGAGAAGGGUGUCAUUUUCGAAAGUUUUCCCGACGUUUUACACGUUCAGUUGAAAAGAUAUGAGUACGAUUUUGAAACUGAUAAUAUGGUCAAAAUCCAUGACAGAUAUGAAUUUUUUGACGAAAUAGAUCUCAAGCCCUACAUCUCAAAAAACACCGAGCACUACGAUGAAAACUGGGUGUACAAGUUGCACGGAGUAUUAGUGCAUCAGGGUGAUGUCUCUGUAGGACACUAUUACGCAAUGAUCAAGCCGACCGUUGAAGACAAAUGGUUCAAGUUUGAUGAUGAUCGUGUUUCCCGCGUCACGCCCAACACUGUUUUCGAAGAAGGUUUUGGUUGCGGACCUCCAGAGAAUAUCACAAGAUCGAUGAGUAGAGAUGAAUACCAGAAUUACAUAAUAAAGCACCACACGUCGGCCUACAUGUUGGUCUACAUCAGAGAGAGCAGAAUACCUACUGUUUUGGCAGAAGUUGAAGAAUCAGACAUCCCGCCUCAUAUAUCCAAGCAGAUUGAAUUUGAAAGAGUUCAAGAAGCUAGGAUCAAGAAGGAGAGAGAAGAGAUGCAUCUUUAUGUCAAUUUCAAAGUAUAUACUGACUCCACAUUCAAAAAUCACCAAGGUUUUGAUUUGGGCCCAAACUCAGAUGAUCGUCGGUAUUUUGCCGAAGGUUUAUAUGAUGAGAAAUCUUUUCCCAUACUGUUCAAGCUUUUGAAAACAGAUAGCUGGGAAACAAUGUAUGAUUCUAUUGCUGAAUUGUUAGGAGUUGAUAAGAAAAACAUUGAAAACCUGAGACUUUGGAACAUUGUCAGACGGACUAAUAACACUUUUAGGCCAGACCGUCCAAUUGACUCGUUCGUUGAAAAUGUCGAAGAUACUACUGUUGGCGACAUAGCCUCUGUUCUGGAAAGUGGAGUGUCAAGGAGAAAGUUCUCAGGCAUGGAAAAGCCUGUUGUCCUGUCACUAUACUUGGAAGAUGCUUCAAAAGAUUUGAAGUACUUGGCCAACCAACUUUCUGUUCUCGGUAGAAAUAGUAUCUCCGACGCAUCUUUUGGUGAUUAUGAACCCAAGUUUGAUGAAUUGAUCAAUUUGGCUGAAAAGAACGACAAUGCUACACUGGAACCAGUUUUAGGAACAAGAAAUAUUCUUAUUUUCCUCAAAUAUUUCUCUUACGAGGAUCAGACUCUAAAAGGUUUGACCCAUAUGAUUAUACCACACGAUGCAACCACAGAGUUUAUCUCAAAGUUUUUACAAAUUUUAUUCAAAUUUUCCUCUGAAGAAUCACUUUUGUUUUUUGAAGAAUUGGAUUUCAAUAGAAGAAUUGAACUUAAAUCAGAUAAAUCAUUUUUCAAAUCUGAGAUUGGAAAUGGUGAUAUCAUUAGUUUUGGUUUUAGGAACCCUGCUCCGGUCAACGCAGCUUUGCAGUUCCAGAAUUUAGAAGAUUUCUAUGUUUUCAUCGAAAGUAGGGUACACUUCCAAAUUUCUCAACUGAAGCGUAUUGAUGAGGAUGAGGAAGACUACGUUUUUAUCGAAACUGGUGAGAACUCGGCUAACUAUGACAAAAUCAUUGACGUUUGGCUAUCUUAUUACAGCACAUAUCUCGAUAUUGCCACUGUCAUUGGUAAAGAAAUUUCAGUUUCACCAGAAUACAUCAAAUUGUCUUUUAUCUCCAAUGGAAAUAAAGUGGACCUGAAGUCCGAUUAUGAUUUCACUAAGGCAUUGUCUAAUACAUCAAAACAAUAUACCAUUGGUCUUUAUUACGAAGUACUGAAAAUUCCUCUACAAGAAUUUGAAGGCAUGGAAUUGUGUCAUAUAUACUGGGUCGGAAAUGGUGUUUGCAAGGAAGAAAGGCAUGACUUUUAUCUUCCUAAAUCGAGCACGGUGGAUCACUUGCUGAAUAAGUUGGAAACUAAGAUAGAUAUCGAUCCUACAGAUAGAGAUAGUUUAUUUGGUUGGAUUCCAGAACGGAACCAUAAAGUCAAAAAGUGCAUAGCAUUCGAAGAUACCAUUGAAAGUAACACUUUUUUGAUUGUCGGUGUUUUUCCACAAUAUAAGGAAAUAUUUCUGUCCAAGAGUGUGAAUAGGGACACCUUAUUAGUUCCAGGUUUCCAAUGUUAUGGUUCUAUUGAAAACACCCAUGGCUUACCUUUUGUUUUUGACAUUGUCAAAGGCGAGUUGCUACCUGAAACACUGAUAAGACUACGGAAAUUGAUGGGUCUCUCCGAAAAGGAGUUCAAGUUUGCUCGUGUAGGUAUUACAAAUAAUUCGUCAGGAAUUGAAUACUUGGACCCAAUAGCCAAUAGCGCUCUUGAGUUAUUUGCCAUUCUAACCAAAAGUAACUGUUCGUUGGUAUUGGACCACCCUGAUAGAAAAUCUAGACGUGCGUCACAGCAUUCUUCAAUUAUGAUCAAAAAUUAA
This is a messenger RNA of Pichia membranifaciens NRRL Y-2026, 3744 nucleotides long. RefSeq lists its product as hypothetical. Gene Ontology annotation, cellular component: nucleus; cytosol. NCBI's taxonomy places the organism in Eukaryota, Fungi, Ascomycota, Pichiomycetes, Pichiales, Pichiaceae. The transcript has a single exon. Gene Ontology annotation, molecular function: cysteine-type deubiquitinase activity; cysteine-type endopeptidase activity; protein binding. The record is from RefSeq and is a predicted model, not a curated record. Gene Ontology annotation, biological process: regulation of protein stability; protein deubiquitination. Bases 1 to 3744 code for a protein of 1247 amino acids.